Messenger RNA from Astyanax mexicanus (Mexican tetra), 1809 nucleotides. Its product is annotated as O(6)-methylguanine-induced apoptosis 2-like. The coding region runs from base 217 to 1191 and encodes 324 amino acids. Gene Ontology annotation, cellular component: female pronucleus; male pronucleus; germinal vesicle. Lineage: Eukaryota; Metazoa; Chordata; Actinopteri; Characiformes; Acestrorhamphidae. Gene Ontology annotation, biological process: epigenetic programing of male pronucleus. The record is from RefSeq and is a predicted model, not a curated record. Gene Ontology annotation, molecular function: histone binding; chromatin binding. The transcript is spliced from 9 exons.
GGGGAGCAGGAUGUGGCGGGGGUGGAUUUAUGACGCACCACCGCUGCUCUGUUACAGUGUCAGUACCGCUGCUGACCGCUGGGUGGCGCCACGGUCGCAGUUGUAUUGUUCUAAGCGUAGCCUGGUGGUGGGCGGGGCGGUCCGGCUGCCAUGGUAACCGGCACAGUGUUGAUCAGACUGUAGACUGAACUUCAGCGGGAGUUUGAGGGCGAGAAAAUGAGAAUAGGAGGAGCAGAUCAGAGAGGAGGUGAUGAGCCUCAAGGUGCAUCUUCAUCCAUCCCAACCAGAUACCAAACAGUGAUCAUCAGGAACACGGAGAGGAAAGGGUUCACCUCCCAGACCAAACGCUUCACCUACAGAGCAAAUGAGAACCCCGGGCCGGGCUCGUACCUGUCUCACACCUCCGCUGACUCCUGCAGCCCAUCCUACUCUAAAAAAGGAACCGCAGGAUUCCCCUCGAAGACGCGCCGAGUCGGCCGAAACCCUCGGAGAUGGAGUCCAGCCCCAAACGCCUACAACCUGCAGAGCUCAUUACUCCGCCAGCACGACUUCAGCAUGGGAUUCUCCAGAACCUUCCACCCACCCAUCACCCAGAAAUCAGAGGAGAACCCGGCGGAGAAAACUCCAGCUCCUAACCAGUACAACGUUUCCUACAGUGGAGUUCAGGUCAAUUCUGUCAUUUCUGCCAAUUCUUCAUUUCUCUCCAAAACCAGGAGGAGUGCUUUUAUUACCCCCUCACUGAAAGGACCCUCUCCCUGUCACUACAGUGUAAAGGAUGCAGUGGUCCAGAAGACCCCUAAAGUGCCCUUCUCCUGCUUUAAGUCCACCUCUGCUCGGAUUCAGCCGCUAAUCUCCAGUGAAGCUCCAGGUCCAGGAGCUUACAGCCCGUUCCAAAACCCAGAACCCGUCCAGAGGACCAUUCUACCGAGGAGGCAUUAUUUAGGAAUUUCAGCUCCUGCAUUAAUCCCCCCUAAAGACCCCCCUCUGCCCGGCCCGGGGCAGUACGACAUCGCCAACUAUGAAGGAGCUCCUAAACACCUGAUGGCCAGCGCUGCGUUUGUGUCCGGGACCAGCAGGUGGACUCAGGAGAUCAGAGGACAGGGUGUACCUGGACCAGGUUCCUAUGAACCGGAUUUCCUCUCAAAACGAUCGUUUUUGUACAAUCACGCCAAGAGCUGGAUUCCAGCCUAGCACCAAUCACAGCAUUUUUACAAAUCUGAAAUCCAGACCAAUCUAAAACACAUACAGCUCUGGAAAUAAAUAGGAGAGCACUUAAAAAAUGUUGAUUUUCUUUGAUUUUACCUAAUUGAAAACCUCUGGAAUAAAAUCAAGAGGAAGAUGGAUGAUCACAAACCAUCAAACCACCAAACUGAACUGCUUGAAUUUUUGCACCAGGAGUAAAGCAGCAUAAAGUUAUCCAAAAGCAGUGUGUAAGACUGGUGGAGGAGAACAUGCCUAGAUGCAUAAAAAAACUGUAAUUGAAAACCAGAACCAGGGUUAUUCCACAAAUAUUGAUUUCUGAACUCUUAAAACUUUAUGGAUAUGAACUUGUUUUCUUUGCAUUAUUUGAGAUCUGAAAGCUCUACAUCUUUUUCGUUAAUUUGACCAUUUCUCAUUUUCUAUAAAUAAAUGCUCUUAAUGACAAUAUUUUUAUUUGGAAUUUGGGAGAAAUAUUUAUAGAAUAAAACAACCAUUUUCAUUUUACUCAAACCUGUAAAUAGCAAAAUCAGAGAAACUGAUAUAGAAACUGAUGUGGUCUCUUCAUUAUAUCCCAAAAAAAGGUCCUACACUGCAAAUAAACUCAGUCAU